Messenger RNA from Balearica regulorum gibbericeps (East African grey crowned-crane), 1091 nucleotides. NCBI's taxonomy places the organism in Eukaryota, Metazoa, Chordata, Aves, Gruiformes, Gruidae. The record is from RefSeq and is a predicted model, not a curated record.
UUUUCCAGGUGGACUGAGCGAGGAAGUGGAGAGAGAUUUCUGCACUGCUGGAUUCCCAGUGCUUGAGGAGGAUUUCAGUGUUGCACUGGACCAGCUGCACGAUGCCCAUUCACAGGCAGUGGGAGCCCCGAAGAUCCCCUCCGUGUCCUGGCAGGAUGUUGGUGGGCUCCAGGAGGUGAAGAAGGAGAUCCUAGACACUAUCCAGUUGCCCCUGGAGCACCCAGAGCUGCUGUCGCUGGGUCUGUGCCGCUCUGGUCUGCUGCUGUACGGGCCUCCAGGGACAGGGAAGACCUUGCUGGCAAAAGCUGUGGCAACCACGUGCACCAUGACAUUCCUUAGCGUGAAAGGGCCAGAGCUCAUCAACAUGUACGUUGGGCAAAGCGAAGAGAACGUGCGUAACGUGUUUGCCAGAGCCAGGGCUGCUGCUCCCUGCAUUAUCUUCUUUGAUGAACUGGAUUCCCUGGCCCCCAGUCGUGGGCGGAGUGGAGAUUCAGGGGGCGUCAUGGACAGAGUUGUCUCGCAGCUCCUGGCUGAGCUUGAUGGCCUUCAUUCCACUGGAGAGGUGUUUGUCAUUGGAGCUACAAACAGGCCUGACCUCCUGGACCCAGCUCUGCUCCGGCCAGGCAGGUUUGACAAGCUGGUCUAUGUGGGCAUAAACGAAGACCGGGAGUCACAGCUGCAGGUGCUGAGCGCCGUCACCAGGAAGUUUAAACUGGAUCCUUCCGUGAAUCUCACCACCAUCUUAGAAAAAUGCCCAGCUCAGCUGACAGGAGCAGACAUCUACGCCCUGUGCUCGGAUGCCAUGAUGUGUGCUGUCAAACGCAAGGUGGAGUGGAUUGAGGAAGGGCUGGAUACUGAGAGCUCUGCUCUGAUCCUGACCAUGGAAGACUUCCUGCAGGCUGCUGCGAGGUUGCAGCCAUCGGUCUCUGAGCAGGAACUGCUCAGGUACAGACUCAUCCAGCAGAAGUUUGCUGCCUGCUAAUGCUCAGCAGCGCAUUAAUGAUGUGUUAAGGGGUGUGAGAGAACAGGCACGAACAGGCACCCACCUGCUCUUCUCUGAUGUCUCCUGGGUCCUUGUCUUUCGAGCUUGG